AUCCGCUGGAGACCCAGAGCAGGAGUCGAGCGGUGUGUGCGGAAACUCGACCGACAGAGAGCGGCGUGCAGGAACAGCCAAGGACCGUCGACAGCCUCAACCACAGACACCGCCACUGACACGGAUUUAUCUCACACAACCGGCAUCAGUGCAGACGCUGACUCUUGAGAGAUCAAUCCGCUUCCUCCCGUUAUCUGCAGCAGUACCCUUGUGACAAUCGGCUGAUUGCGUUCUUUCAUCAUUCAGCCAACUGACCUGGAACCAGCCCAGGACGGCACAUUUCCUGAUGUCUGAAGAUUCAGACAUUCACUUCCCAAUUCUGGAGGACCAGGAUGGAGCCUUGGGGUGCAGAGCAUCCACCUCCUGCAGCUCCAUGCCAAGGGGGGCAUCGGGGUGCAGCUCGAUAGCACAGCUGCACCGGAUGGGAGGCUACAGCCAAGGCGGGACUGACCUUGGCCUCCCCUCAGAGGGCAGCGACAGCAGCGGCCAGGACCCUCCUGCCUCGCCACACAAACAUCGCAAGAGCACCCGCUCCCGCUCGCUUCCAGAGGAGGACGUGGAGAUGAAGAGCAGCGGGUCUAGUGGGAGUGGGACCGAAUCACAUGGCAACGAAAGCCACGGCAACGAGAGCCACGGCCACCAGUCGAUGGGCAGCUCCAGCAACAGCAAAGACUCGGCACUGCUGGAAUCUUCAGAGAGCAACAAGAGCUCUAACUCCCACAGUCCAUCUCCUCCCAGCAGUUCAAAUGCCUUCAGUCUCCUGAGCUCAGAGCAGGACAACCCGUCAACCAGUGGCUGCAGUAGUCAGGAGUCCGCCAAAGCCAAGACACAGAAGGAGCUGCUUAAAACCCUGAAGGAGCUGAAGCGUCACCUUCCUGCUGAGAAGAAAAACAAUAACAAGUCCUCUACAUUAAACACGCUCAAGUAUGCGCUGCGCUGUGUCAAACAGGUGGAAGCAAAUGAGGAAUAUUACCAGCUUCUGAUGAUCAAUGACAGUCAACCCUCAGGCGUGGACGUGUCUUCUUAUACGAUAGAGGAAAUUGACAGCAUUACCUCUGAAUACACCCUCAAAAACAAUGACAUUUUUGCAGUGGCAGUGUCUCUUAUCACAGGAAGGAUCGUCUACAUCUCUGAUCAGGCUGCCUCCAUCCUCAACUGCAAAAGAGAAGUGUUCAAAAACACCAAGUUUGUGGAGUUCCUGACACCGCAGGAUGUCAGCGUGUUCUACAGCUUCACCACGCCUUACCGGCUGCCCUCGUGGAGCGUGUGCACCGGAGCAGAGUCAUCCCCGCCUGACAGCAUGCAGGAGAAAUCCUUCUUCUGUCGUAUCGGCGGGGGUAAAGAAUGUCAGGGCGACAUGCAGUACUAUCCGUUCCGUAUGACGCCCUAUCUGAUGAAGGUUCAAGACACAUUCCAUGCUGAAGACCAGUUCUGCUGCCUCCUCCUGGCUGAGAGGGUUCUCUCUGGUUAUGAUGCACCCAGAAUUCCAACAGACAAGCGGAUCUUCACCACUACACACACUCCGAGUUGUGUGUUCCAGGAUGUGGAUGAGCGGGCCGUUCCUCUCCUUGGGUACCUUCCCCAGGACCUGAUUGGCACAUCAGUCCUCCUCCACCUGCAUCCCAAUGACAGACCGCUCAUGCUGGCCAUUCACAGAAAGAUCCUUCAGUUUGCAGGGCAGCCAUUUGACCACUCAUCAAUCCGGUUCUGUGCACGAAACGGAGAAUACAUCAUCCUAGACACCAGUUGGUCCAGUUUUGUCAACCCCUGGAGCCGCAAAGUCUCAUUUGUCAUUGGGAGACACAAAGUCCGCAUGGGCCCUGUGAAUGAAGAUGUUUUCGUGGCUCCCGUCUCCUCUGUGGGCGAGACGAAGACCAUGGACUCUGAAAUCCAGGAGAUUACAGAGCAGAUCCACCGCCUCCUGCUACAGCCGGUUCAUAACAGUGGGUCCAGUGGCUAUGGUAGUCUGAACAGCAAUGACCACCUGCUGGGAAUUUCCUCAACUGGUGAGAGCGUGAACAAGAGCAAAAUGCUGCGGGAGGAGGAGGAGCUGAGCAGCAAAGCCAGGCCUCGAACUUUUCAGGAAAUCUGUAAGGGUAUCCACCUUCAGAAGAGCCAGGAGCUGCAGACGACCAAACCAGAAAACAAGAAAAGCAAUGGCAUAGAGUCUGUACAGAAAAGCCCAGCGGUCGUGCGGCCCAAAGACUCGGCCGCCCCUCUCAACUGUAAGGAGGCUUGGUCUUCUAUAGAAGAGAGUCAGUCAACUUUCCAGGAGGAGCUGAACGUCAAUGAUCAGAUUGUCCACUCCUACCAGCAGAUCAGCUGUUUGGACAGUGUCAUGAGGUACCUGGAGGGCUGUAACGUUCCCAUUACCAUGAAGAGGAAGUGCCAGUCGUCUUCUAACACCACGUCCUCUAACUCGGAUGAGGACAGACCGAAGGGAUCCAACAACAUGGAGUUGUCUGAAGAACCAGCCUUGUUGAAGGAUCAGUCUGCGAGUUCCACUUUGGAUGAUCAAGACAAAAAGUCCAGUGACGCGGCCACUGCAGUAGUCGGCACCUCGCUGCCCCUACCUGUACCUAACAAACCAGAAAGUGUGGUGUCCAUAACCAGCCAGUGUAGCUACAGUAGCACCAUAGUGCAUGUUGGGGACAAGAAGCCUCAACCGGAGUCAGAGAUCAUAGAGGAUGUACCAGGAACAGAGACGGCAGAAUCCUGCCAGAACACUGGGGCUCCUCCUCGUGAUGUUUCUCCUCCCAGUCAGGAGAGGGAGGCCUACAAGAAACUGGGGUUAACCAAGCAGGUUUUGGCAGCCCAUACGCAGAAGGAGGAGCAGUCCUUCCUGCGUCAGCUUCGUAAACUCACAACGCUCAAAGAAAACUGCUCUCAGUACCUGGAGCGCCAAAGAGAACAGACCACCAGCGACGCCGCACCCGCUGCUCGAUCUUACAAGCAGGCUGGACAGGCCGCAAAGCCCAUCACACGGCGAGGCACGCGGAAUAAGAAGACCAAGUUGAAGCGAAUGAAGCAGACCGAGUCCUCGGACAGCACAGGGUCCCAUCACAGACAACAACAGCUGCGGCCACCUCUUCUAAACCAUGGACUCAACCCGACCUCCUGGUCUCCCUCUGAGACCUCACAGUCCACUUUUCCCAUGGCCUACCCUACCAUGAUGCCAGGCUACCCCCUCCAGGGUUACCCCAGAGCCAGCUCUAUAGCGACCCACACGGAAGCCACUCUUGCAAGUUUUGGGGACAACCACGGGUCCCAAGCCCCUCCCUACCCCCCAUCCAUCCAUCCUGUUUCCUACGUGGCCCCCAUGGUCCCCCCCAUCACCCCCAUCGUGGCUCUAGUGCUGCCCAACUACAUGUACUCUCCAAUUGCCCCCGGGCCUCCACCACCACUGCCAAUGUACCACGCAGAGACUGGGGGCUUCCCCACCCAAACACAGCCUUUCUUUCCGGCUGCCUAUCCAGGCCAGGGCACCUUCACAGCUCAACCUUCCUUCGGUGUUCAGAAUCAGUUCAUCCCCCAGAACCAUUUUGCUCCUCCUGCCGGUUGCAUGACCCCAUCGUUCCACUUCCCUCCACCCUCGGAAAUCCCAAAGGGCCUCGUGGAGACCCUGUCUCGCCCCUCGACACCCCAGUCUGGGUUAGGUGAAGGUCCGGCAUCGCCGCCUCUGUUCCAUUCUGGCUGCAGCUCGCCGCUCAACCUUCUGGAGCUGGAGCUGUCUGCGGACCACCAGGACAAUGCGGUGCUGCCCUCUGGAGGACAAGGGAAUAAUACAGCUGAAAGGGAGAAGGGAUCAAGUGGCAACCAGACCAAGCCAUCUCUCAAUGUUCCUGGUCCGCCUGGACCCUUGUAUUGCGAGGGCACGUCCUGCGUCUGUGGGCGUUUGUCUUGGGAUAAAGUGUGCUCUAGGCUGAGUGCUUACAGCAAAGAGGCGAGCUCGCGUGGCGAUGGGAACAACAGCGACGCCAACUCCUCAUCGAGCGGGAUGUUGGACAUCCUGCUCCAAGAGGACUCUUGCUCAGGCACAGGCUCGGCCACCUCGGGGUCCAUGGGCUCAGGGUCCAAUGGUUGUGGAACAUCAGCCAGCGGCACGUCCAACAGCGGGACAUCUAAGAGCAGGACGUCAGCCAGUGGUGCAUCAGCUAGUGGGACCUCCGGCAGCGGAACAGGAAGCAACAACAGCAGUAAAUACUUUGGCAGUGUGGACUCGUCCCAGAACAGCCGGGAAGUCAAGGGUCACUUGAGCGGCAGCGAUGGACGGCCCGUGGAGAUGGAACAGGGCGAAGACUUCCUCAAGUCUGUACUUCAGGACCCGCUGUGGCUGCUCAUGGCCAACACAGAUGACAAGGUCAUGAAGACCUAUCAGCUGCCCUCGCGUGACAUCGAGAGUGUGCUCAGAGAGGACCGAGAGAAGCUGCGGCUGCUGCAGAAGAGCCAGCCACACUUCUCAGAGGAGCAGAAGAAGGAGCUGCUUGCCGUCCACCCCUGGAUCAAGAAGGGAGGUCUGCCCAAAGCCAUAGACAUCAAGGUAUGCUCCUGCUGUAACAAUAUCUCAGAGGCGGCGACAGCAGCAGCAGCAGCAGCAGCAGCGGCGGUGGAAGAUCCGCCAGACCUGGACAUCACUUAUACGGACACAGGGGACGUCGGAUGCCGGCAGACGCCCAGAGAGGAGCCGUCAAACAACUUUGUCAUUUCCUGCCUUGCCUCUUCACCUGACUCCAGAUCUCAAACACAAUAAACUGCUCGAGAUUUUCAGAGUGACUUUGAUUCUCACAUCAGCCUCUUACUUAAAUGACUAACAAGAGCAACUUUUGAAGACGGACUUACCCUUUGCUCUUCACAGGAAAUUCUUCAUAACUGUCUCUUGUUUUUUUUUUAUGAAUUGUACAGAAGAAACUGCCUCAAAUACUGUAGAAUGUAAAUAUUUGUAGUUUUCAUGAUCUUUUAUUUAAUUUGAAUAUACUUACAAUUUGCACCAAUUUUGGUGCUUGCUGGGUGAGGAAAAACAUGAAUGGGACUCCUGUAUAUGUCUGCAAACUUGUUUCUGGUGUCGCAUACAAACUCAUCAGACAUGUCUGAAGGUUUUCACUACCUCCAUCCUCAACAACAGUGUUGGACGACAUGCUAACUCAUGCUAACUCCUAACUUGAGUAAAAGUGGUAUAAUCACUAUGCAAAAACACUCCAUUAAAAAACACUUCAGACAAAAGUGUUAUCAGCAUAUAUCUGAAUUAUCAGAGGGAGGUAGUGUUUAUGCAGAAAGGCCAUUUUCAGAAUGCGAUAUUGUCUUAUUUAUUGGAUCAGUUUUAUCGAUGCAGUGACAUGUUUGUAGCAUUUUGAAGCUGUUCACUGUCAAGCCUUUAAUUCCCUGUAUUAAAAUAAAUAGUUUAUAUUUUACACUUUAAAACAGUUUGACGUGUGACAGUUUACCAUGUUUGUUGUUGUAUGUCAUGAUGGAGGUGGUGAAAACACGGAGAAGAAAAUGUGCUCACCAGCCCGUUAUAUUUCUUCAAAUUGUACAUUAUGAUAAAUGACAUAUUAUUUAAUACUUGGAGCAGAUUGUUGUGCAGCUUUAAGAUUUCAUUCUUACUGCAUCAGUUUCUCACCAGUGGCAUUUGUGUCAGUGUUCUGCUGUGAUGCAUUCACUGACCUGAAUCCCUUUUCCAUGCUCGUGUGAUUCUUUGUAACAAUCUUUGUCUGAUAAAUAUAUAUAUAUUUUUACAUGCAA
Molecule: messenger RNA, 5739 nt
Organism: Scophthalmus maximus (turbot)
Lineage: Eukaryota; Metazoa; Chordata; Actinopteri; Pleuronectiformes; Scophthalmidae
Gene: per2
Product: period circadian clock 2
Exons: 24
Coding region: 287-4750 (1487 amino acids)
Biological process (GO): entrainment of circadian clock by photoperiod; circadian regulation of gene expression; negative regulation of transcription by RNA polymerase II
Cellular component (GO): nucleus; cytoplasm
Molecular function (GO): transcription cis-regulatory region binding; transcription corepressor binding
Source: RefSeq, a predicted model, not a curated record